AUGCCAGAUAAGAUGGUUGAAGAAGAACCUUCUAAGCUCGUUUUACCAGUUCGAUCAUCUUUUUCUUGGAAACCUUCACUUUAUCCACCUGGUGAAUUACAUAUCUGGUCAACAUCUCUUUCAGAAACAUUUUCAUUUGGAACUAAACCGAAUCAAAUUGAUGAUCUCAAAACUUCUACAAAUCCUCCAGAAGUUUUAAUUAUCUUAAUACCUGGAAACCCAGGCUUAGUUGAAUUUUAUGAUGAGUUUCUAAAUAAUCUAUAUGAAAACCUUUCAUCUAAAAAUAUUUCAAAUCAAAUUGUUUGUGUGGGUCAUCUUGGACAUUCUUUAAAUCAAUCUAAUUCAGAUUUAAGAUACUUGAAAAACUUUAAUUUGUUUUCAGAACAAGAUGGGUAUGCUAAUUUAAAAGAUCAAAUUCGUUAUCAUCAAGAUUUUGUUGAAAGGAUUGGAGGUUUAGUUGAUCUUGAGAAGACUAAGGUGGUUUUGAUCGGUCAUAGUGUAGGAGCACAUAUUGCUGCAAAGGUUUUAGAAAAACAUCCUAAGAUAGUUCAUCAUCUCUAUGGAUUAUUUCCUACACUCUCUCAAAUCGGUAGUACAGGUAAUGGAAAAUCUAUGUCACCGAUGUUUUGGCCCAUCUCAUUACCGAUCCUACAUUGUGUUCAACUUCUUCUAUCACUUAUACUUCCAAGAGGAAUCUUAUUAAGUUUAGUUAACUUGAUUACUUUGAUUGGAAAACCUAAAAGUGAACGAAUAGCCUUAUCGAUCAAUAAUUUAAAUACAGCGACUCAAUUAGUGAUUAAUUCGAAUACAGUGGCUGCUGCAUUAAUUAUGGCUAGAUGGGAAAUGAAAGAGAUUUUAGAAAUUGAUGAAAGGUUUAUUAAAACUUAUAGACAGAAGAUUUCACUUUAUUGGACUGAAGAAGGGAAAGAUUUAUGGGUGAAUGAAGAGGAAAUUGUGAAACUUCAAAACCUUUUGGAUUCUUCUUUAAAUGAUGAGAAAAAACAAAUUGGAAUUGAUCAAGAUGAAGGGAAUGUUGAAGGAACUGAAGGUCGAGCUUUACCUCGAGUUGGUCUUCUAGGUGGGCAACGUUGGGAGAGGUCUACUGUCUCUGAAGGGAUCCCUCAUGGAUUUUGUUUAGAAUACAAUGAAAUCAUGGCUGAGAAAUGUGCUUCAUGGAUUGAAAAUCUCUUAAAGGUUUCAACGACCUAA
Melampsora larici-populina 98AG31 is the source of this 1209-nucleotide messenger RNA. RefSeq lists its product as hypothetical. Gene Ontology annotation, biological process: lipid storage. The transcript has 3 exons. Bases 1 to 1209 code for a protein of 402 amino acids. Gene Ontology annotation, cellular component: lipid droplet. Gene Ontology annotation, molecular function: lipase activity. Lineage: Eukaryota; Fungi; Basidiomycota; Pucciniomycetes; Pucciniales; Melampsoraceae. The record is from RefSeq and is a predicted model, not a curated record.